Molecule: messenger RNA, 924 nt
Organism: Talaromyces amestolkiae
Lineage: Eukaryota; Fungi; Ascomycota; Eurotiomycetes; Eurotiales; Trichocomaceae
Exons: 3
Coding region: 1-924 (307 amino acids)
Biological process (GO): pyridoxine biosynthetic process; pyridoxal 5'-phosphate biosynthetic process; amino acid metabolic process
Molecular function (GO): amine-lyase activity
Source: RefSeq, a predicted model, not a curated record
AUGGCUGCGCAACAGAACGGUGGCAAUGCUGUCCCCGAUUUCACCGUCAAGGCUGGUCUGGCUCAGAUGCUGAAAGGCGGCGUGAUCAUGGACGUCGUCAAUGCCGAACAGGCCCGCAUCGCUGAAGAAGCCGGUGCCGCAGCCGUUAUGGCCCUCGAGCGAGUCCCCGCCGAUAUCAGAGUCGAAGGUGGCGUUGCUCGCAUGUCCGACCCAUCCAUGAUCAAAGACAUCAUGUCCGCAGUUACCAUCCCCGUCAUGGCCAAAGCCCGAAUUGGUCACUUUGUCGAAUGCCAGAUCCUCGAAAGCAUCGGAGUAGACUACAUUGACGAAUCCGAAGUCCUCACCCCUGCGGACGACAAAUACCACGUCAAAAAAUCCACCUUCAAAGUCCCUUUCGUCUGCGGCUGCCGGAACCUCGGCGAGGCGCUUCGCCGUAUCUCCGAGGGUGCAGCCAUGAUCCGCACAAAGGGUGAAGCAGGCACCGGCGACGUCGUCGAGGCCGUUAAGCAUAUGCGCACCGUCAAUGAUCAGAUUUCGCGCGCUCGCGGUAUACUCUUGGCCUCGUCGGACCCAGAGAUUGAGCUGAGGGCUUAUGCGCGCGAACUCGAGGUUCCGUAUGAAUUGCUGCGCGAAACAGCUGAGAAGGGUAGAUUGCCCGUCGUCAAUUUCGCGGCUGGAGGUGUCGCGACGCCUGCCGAUGCGGCGCUCAUGAUGCAAUUGGGUUGUGAUGGUGUAUUCGUCGGAUCGGGGAUUUUCAAGUCUGGUGAUGCGCGCAAGAGGGCCAAGGCGAUCGUGCAGGCUGUUACGCAUUAUAAUGAUGCUACGGUGCUGGCGCAGGUUAGUGAGGGGUUGGGUGAGGCGAUGGUCGGGAUUAAUGUGUCGCAGAUGGAUGCGAAGGAUAAGUUGGCUGGGCGGGGGUGGUAG